Molecule: messenger RNA, 1646 nt
Organism: Syzygium oleosum
Lineage: Eukaryota; Viridiplantae; Streptophyta; Magnoliopsida; Myrtales; Myrtaceae
Exons: 2
Coding region: 231-1373 (380 amino acids)
Source: RefSeq, a predicted model, not a curated record
AAGCCCGCCUCUCUCUCUCUCUCUCUCUCUCUCUCUCUCUCUCUCUCUCUGCGUCUCUUUCGCCGUUUCUUUCUUCGCUUCAUUCAACACUCGCUCUUCCUUUUGUUCCGAGCAAGAAUUGAAUCCCUUCUCUCUUUUCCUAUUUCCCACCAAUUUCCCCUCUGCCCAUGUUGUCCACGUAACUCUCUCACUCACUUUGUGUUGUUACGUGCUUGAGAAACUGGACGAAAAUGGCGCGUUCACAGAGUGAGAACUCCGGCUGCUUCUCUGCCCUCCUGCGCCACCUCCUCUGCAGCAACGGCGCUCCAACCCACCCGUCCGACGACGCCCUCGUCGCCGAACCGAGCUCCAAGAGCACCAACGACGCCGACCCUGUCUUCAUCAAAGAAUCGCCCAAGCGCGACCCGGCCAGGACCCACCGGCCGUCGCAGAGGCCGGCGGGAGUCGUCGCCAGGCUCAUGGGGCUCGACUCGCUGCCGGACACCAAGUGGGUCCCCAGGGCCAAGUCCCCCGACACGUUCCUCCGGAGCAGGUCGGUCAAUUUCAUGGACUACCUGCUCGAGCUCGACCUGGACGAAGCCGACCGCAACCGGCACCGGAGGGUCAGGACUUCGGUGUCGUUCCGCGAAGUGCCCGCUUCGUUAGCGGAUCGAGAAAAGAGCGAGGAUCUAAUCGUUCUGUACUUGGGUGAUGAGGAGGAUUUGGGGAAGAACAAGAAGAAGAAGGGUGAAAGCAGAGGAAGGAGAAAACAGAAGACGCCGACGACGACGACGAAGAAGAAGAAGAAGGAGAAGGAGAUGGAGAGCGAGCGUGAGGAAGGUAAAGAGAGGAAGGUGUCCAGACUGAGGGACGAGCCGAGGCGGGUCAAAGUCAGUCAACGCGAUCGGGGAGGACAGCCACAGCACUGUGCAGAGCUAAAACUGAGGGCAAGGAAGCCAUUGAUGGUGGUGAAAGAGAAGGAGGCCUUGGUGGGCGGCGAUCUGGCAUUCGUAAGCGGAGGAAGGAGAGAUAAGCGAGCCGCCGUUGGCGGCGGAGAGACUUCGUCGAGCCCGGUUUCGGUUCUUGAUCAACCGCCGGCAAGUCGUCUUCAAGAGGACAGUACCACCAACAGACAUUUCAGCUCCGUCCAACUCGCGCGCAUCAUUCUAGAUCCGUUCGUUCGUGACCAAAAACCAUGCAACAACCAGAUCGAUGGUUCUUCGGAGGUCGAUCACUUCAUCGAGGAGGUCAUUAAGGUGAGGAAAUUGGCUGAAGAAGACGUACAGCGCUCGAAAUGGUUCAGAGUUGGUUCUGCAAAUCUUGAAGAGUUGAGUGCGAUGCUCGAGCACCAUGUCCUGGACCAUCUGGUGGAGGAAGUCGUGAGGUUUCUAUGAAGGAGAAAGUUGUCAUUUUAGGGUUCGAGAAACCGCUGAUGGGGAGAGGGUUGGUCAGUGCCAUAUAUAUGUUCGGGUUAACUUCACUUAUAGUCCUUGUACUUCUAGGACAUGUGACUUUGAUACGGGCAAUUGGCUAGCUAGGGCGGGGCAAUGGUUAAUGCGCCUGCUAAACUCGUCUCUCAAGUAACUAGUCGAUCGCUAAAGUCGUGCUUUACGUGCUCUCUGCCUCACUUCUCUCUAAUCUCAAAAUUAUCCAUUUGGGUUCGCUUA